Penicillium arizonense is the source of this 2178-nucleotide messenger RNA. RefSeq lists its product as uncharacterized. The record is from RefSeq and is a predicted model, not a curated record. The coding region runs from base 1 to 2178 and encodes 725 amino acids. NCBI's taxonomy places the organism in Eukaryota, Fungi, Ascomycota, Eurotiomycetes, Eurotiales, Aspergillaceae. Gene Ontology annotation, cellular component: Ino80 complex. The transcript has 4 exons.
AUGGCCGACAUGGACCAAAGCAUGAUGGACGAGUCCUUUGCGAUGUCCGAGGCUGCGGAUGACCAGAGCAACGGCGGCUUAACCGCCAGCGCGACGGUCGGUACAAGACGACAAGCGAAUGGCACCAUUGGCUCUGUCUACUCGGGCAACAAGAUUCGGCACCUCAAGAAAGAAGACGGUAUCCCUCUGUGGCGCAAAGAUAUCCAAUACCAGUUUUUGAAACUGGUGUUUGAAGACAAAACACCAGUCUUUACGCGGUACCCCGACGGACAAAAGGGAAUGGACUUCGCGGAUGUCUACAUCGAUGCGAUGGCCCGGAGCAGCAAGACUAGCAAAAUCCUCAAGGAUAAGUUGCAGAAUGACAAGCCGGCAGCUAUCAGUAUGGCCAUGGUCUGUCUGCUGGUCAACUUCGGUCGCAUGAAUACCACUCUGAACUUCUUCCCCGAAAUGCGUGCUCAACUCCGAACCUACCACUCGAUUCCUUCAUUACAAGCGCACCAGGACUCCAAUGCCUACAAGCAGCUGCAAGAUGCCCCGCGUCUCAAAUCUAUCCUCAAGGGCGCCUCUGAGGACGCUGAGCAACCGAACACACUGGAUAAGAUCAAGCGGCUAAAUGUGCCUCGGACAAACCCGGUGAAUCUGAUAUUCGUUCUGGCGCAGUACGCCCCCAAAGUGUCGGAAACACACUUCUUCCCUCCACGAGACUUCUUCGAUUUGGUCAUGAGGUCUACGCUUAGUAGUCAAAGUCGCGCCAGAGCGUUCCUGUGGUUGAUGUGGUGGUAUCUGGAGAGUGACUUUAGCCGUGAAGCGGCCCUAAACAAUCCGUUUGGUGCUGGUAUGGAAGGCGAGGGCUCUGAGGGACUACCUCUCAAGGUGCCAGCCUUUGAUAUCUUGACCGAGGAGCAGUCGAAUGAGGAGAAUGUAGAUACACCCGAAGAGCAGGAAUAUGGAGAGUCGAAGAGACUGGAACGCAAGCGCAUUCUAGAGGAAGAAGAACCAUUACCACGCGUCCCCAAGCGACCCAAGAAAGAAUUCGGGUUUGACGAAGAAUCAUUUGCUGGAGACUACUCUGGCUUCGGAGGUCGCGGCUCUGCCAUGUCCACCCCUCUCCACCCCUCUGCUAAACGAAGCUUGGACGACGAGGAAGAUGAUAUGACUCCUGGUUACUCUCGUCCGCGCCCCAAACAAGCCAAGCGGGAAUCAUCACUCAACCGAGCUAUGGGCCAGCAGAGGCUCGUUUUGAAGACGAGGAUGGAUCACACUCCGGAUGUUUCUCCUGCGCCUCCGGGCUCCAAUCAUCCAGUUCUCAACCGUUUCAUCGCCGAGCCUUCAUUGUCUACAGCGCCUGGACGCCGACCACGCCCAUUAACACAACACCAGAUUGCUGUGGAACAAAAUCGUCGCCAAAGGAUCGACUAUCUCCUUGCCAAGCGCAGGUCUAAUGCAUACCGUGUCCUUCGUGCCAAGCGGGAGAGUGAGAUUCCUUUCGGCCGCUACGGUCGCUUGCUCCAGAGUCUUCCCGAAGGCUACAAUACAGACGAUGAAGAAAACUCAUGGGGCAAGGGUGGCCUUUUCCCAAACCCAGACGAAGAAGACGACUUUGGAGAAUGUGCCAGUGUCUUCCUGUCCGUAGUACGGAAAGCCGCGCGACGACUGGACCGCUGGGAUUGCGACGAAGCCAACGGGCCCAAGAAAGAUCGCAAGCAGGAACGCGAGGAGAGAUACAAGGCCCGAGCAGCCCUGGAGGCUGACGUGCGCAACUCCAACAAUCGCUCGCGCCCGCGUGCCUCGCGCCCUAGUGCUGCCGCCAAGCGCAAGUCGGGUGUAACAGCUACCCCUGGCACAGCAAAGAAAGCCCAAGCGUCUCGUGCCAAGGGCCACCCUGGCUACCCCGACGGUCCGGGCGUUGCCUCAUCAGCCAUGGGCACUCCCAACUGGGACCCGGAACAUGGACACGACGACUACAUGGAAGGGGAGCUGGACGAUCUCGAUCGCGAACUGCUCGGUGAAGGAUCCGAUGGCGAUUCAACGGAUGACCAGGACGAUGAUGACGAUGACGAGAAUUCAUCUACGUACGAUGGUGCCAACGGCUAUGCACGACAUGAGGCCUCAUCCCCGCCCCCGGGGGGUCUUGGUGAUCACCGCGAAGGUGAUGGCGACGAAGUGAUGGAAGACUAG